AUGACUCCCUACAAAUAUGAAACAGCAGCUAAAUUAACCCUCUCCAUGGAGAAACUCCAACAGAUUCUGCUGCUCUUCCUGGCCUUUCACUUCCUCAAAGCUGGUUCUCAAGUUUUCGAUACAACGGGCUGGUUGAGUAUUGACUGUGGUGCCGAGUAUCCUCGCCUUAGCAACAACUUAAUUGUAUGGGAACCGGACGGGAGAUUAAUCAAAACGGGCUUCAACAGGAAGGUUCAGGAGAAGCAAGACCUCGAAGAAAUGAACACGCUACGAUCCUUCCAUGAUGUUCUGUCAGAAGAACAUUGUUACAAACUUCCAGUAUAUAAACUAACCCUAAGAUACAUUAUACGCGCCGGGUUCUUCUAUGGAAACUAUGAUGGUUUGUCUAGGCCGCCGACGUUUAACCUUACAGUAGAGGGCAAGAUGUGGACGACGGUGAACACUUCAUCGAUGGAUGGGUCGCCGGUAUACCAUGAGAUCAGUUAUAUGAGUCAUAGGUCAGGAGAAAUUAAUGUGUGUUUGGUACAGACUAGGGAAGGAGAAGCGCCCUUCAUUUCUUCACUAGAGGCCGUGCCCAUGUGGGUGAAAUUGUUUCCCAAGUUGACGUCCAAUGCGACCAUCCAUCUAGUCACCAGGACUAACUUUGGUGGCCCUGAAGUGAGAUUCACGUCAGGGUUACAUGGGGAUAUGUUCAACCGCAUAUGGACACGAGGGGCAACACCACCCAACUGCCGGGAGGUUUCCACCAUGCCAGCAGAUACUACGUUAGAGAUAGAAAACAGGCCACCUAUGGCGGCUGUCGGAGACUCCAUUGAACCAAUCAAUCCCUCCGAUCCCAUAAUCUUGUCAAUUCCCCUUCCUCCAUUGAUCCCACAAGUAGCACGCUUUGUCUUCUACUUCUCAGAUCAUUCGUGUCAAGUACAUGAGGGCAGUAAUACUAGGACUGCUCCAAGGAUAACUCAGAUUUACAUCAAUGGCACUCCGCAAAGCGACCCUGUGAAGUUCAAAAGCUGCUCAUGCAAAGUUGUUUAUUCACAGCGUAUUAAUGUCAAAGCUGGGUCCGUCGUUAAUAUAACUUUGGCGGCCACUAACGAGUCCAAAUUGCCACCUAUGCUUAGUGCCAUGGAAAUGUUUACAUGGGAAGAUACGGAGGAUCAUAGAGGAGCAUCCUCCAUCACUGCAUGUGAGAGUUUCUUUACUUUGUGUAUUAUUUUUAUUCAAGCUUUAUACUUCCUUGCUUUAGAGAUAUAA
Vitis vinifera (wine grape) is the source of this 1251-nucleotide messenger RNA. RefSeq names its product probable LRR receptor-like serine/threonine-protein kinase At1g51860. Lineage: Eukaryota; Viridiplantae; Streptophyta; Magnoliopsida; Vitales; Vitaceae. The record is from RefSeq and is a predicted model, not a curated record. The coding region runs from base 1 to 1251 and encodes 416 amino acids. The transcript is spliced from 3 exons.